CUCGACUUUUUUUCGUUUUCCAAAUUUUCAUUUUUAAUAUUUUAGGUAAGGUCUCUGAAGGGAACUAUCGGGUAUCGGCAAGCGCCGAGUAAACUUUCCCGCCGAGACACCGCCGAAAUUUUAUGCUUCAACUCAUCUACGUCAGGCUAAAAAGAAACGAAGACAGAGUGUUGAGUCAAUAAUCGAAGUCGCAGCCGGAUAUGUGGCAGUGGGAGAAUGCCACCGCCGGUGCCCUCGCCGGGUUUGCCACCGUCGCCGCCAUGCAUCCUCUAGAUGUCGUCCGAACCCGGUUUCAAGUUUAUGAUGGUAGAGGAUCGAAUCUCCCGACUUACAAGAACACGGUUAAUGCAAUCUUCACUAUUACUCGGAUGGAGGGCUUGAGAGGGCUAUAUGCAGGCUUCUAUCCUGCAGUUCUCGGGUCAACUGUUUCUUGGGGUUUAUAUUUCUUUUUCUAUGGAAGAGCCAAACAAAGAUAUUCUGACAAUGGAAAGAAGGACUUGAGUCCUAGUCUUCAUCUCGCUUCUGCAGCGGAAGCAGGAGCUUUGGUUUGUUUUUGCACAAAUCCAGUAUGGCUUGUGAAAACAAGAAUGCAGCUUCAGAGUCCUCUUCAUCAAGCUCAACCUUAUUCUGGGCUAUAUGAUGCCUUCAGAACCAUUUUGAGGGAGGAAGGUUUUGCUGCCCUUUAUAAAGGGAUUGUUCCUGGUCUUAUGCUUCAGGUUUCUCAUGGUGCCAUUCAAUUUACAGUUUAUGAAGAACUCCGUAAAGUUAUUGCCAACUCAAGGUCUAAAGGGACCAGAAUGGAUGCUCAAAGUUCUGGGGAAUUACUGAAUUCGGGUGAUUAUGCUGUUCUUGGAGGAUGUUCUAAAAUUGCUGCCAUGCUUCUGACAUACCCAUUUCAAGUUAUUCGAGCUCGGUUGCAGCAAAGACCAGGCAAUGAUGGGAUCCCAAGAUACAUGGAUAGCUUCCACGUUCUUAAGGAAACUGCACGGUUUGAGGGCAUUCGUGGGUUUUACAGGGGUAUUACACCAAACCUUCUAAAGAAUGUCCCAGCUGCUUCAAUCACAUUUAUUGUGUAUGAAAACAUCUUAAACUUGCUCAAACUAACAAGACAAAAGGAAUAAAACUCGUGGACGGAACUACAUUGCUAUUUCUUCAUUGCUGAAGCUGGAGGUAAGACACAGCAUUUGUUAACUAAAUCAUUUAUUGUCGAUUAGACCCCAAAAAAGUAAUUUAUUGUGGAGAAAGUUCACGUGUGAAAGAUAGAGACCUUCAAGGCUUGCUGCGUUCUCUCCUGUUGGAUGAAAUGGUCGCCUUCCAGUAUAGCAAGGAACUUGAGGGUCGGAUACAAAGCUCUUGAAUACAACUCCUUGCACAUAUUUUUUGGUUCCUGCUGAUUUGAAUCCAAUAUUUUUAUUACCGACUAAAUUUUUUGUUGGGAACUCUUAAUUUUGUUAUCCCUGCCCUGUUGCCGACAGAUCCCACAUCCCAGUUACUGUUACCAUAAUAUAAUGAGCAAGCUUCAUUUUCAAAGCAAUUUUAAACAAAUACUGUUGUUAUCCCCUUUGUACUCUUAGAAAAAUGACCAAAAAAAGAAAAAAAAGAAAAGGAAAUGUGAAUACAUUUUCGUUAUUGUUUACAUGUCCAUAGUAUGAUAGUUAAAUGAAAUGGACCCAUGAAGCUAAAUUUCUCAGAGUUAUCAGCGUUCACUUGGAGCUCCUCGUCAAUUAUUCAUGGUGGCAGCAGGAGCUGAGAUGGAUUCUUUAUUUGUUAUUAGCAGUCAUUUGUUCAAUGCCAUUAUGUGAUUAUACUUUCAAAUCCUCUCUGCUAACCCUGGUUCCUUCACAAAUAAGUCCAGAGGAGUAGUGCUAUGUCCUGUAGAAAAGGAAUGUAGAAAACAAUAUGUUUGUGCGGAACUGAAGCUGAACCACAUGAGAACCAUCUCCAGUUAAUUGUCUGAUAAAUGUUAAACUGUUUUAGUUUGUGGAUAUCUUGGAAAGUAAGAAACAGGUAAUGCCAUAAGGUCCUUACCUUAUCAAGUUUGAAAAAGCUCAUAUUCCAUCCGGCAACUGCUUCCCGAUAUAUUCCCAUCAUGAAUGCCUAAUUUCAGAACUCUUCAGAAUUAGCUGUUCCUUACUUCCCAAGAUCUCCAACUAUGAGAAAAUGGUGUAGGAAUUGAGGCUUGGUGGAGAUUCGAAAUCAUCCUAGCCUCUCAAAUCAUGGGCAAUGACGUGAUACCAAUGAUUUGCCGGAGAGGGUAUCUUGACAGCCAACAAUAUUGAAUCUUAGGGAAGCCAUGAAUCAACAGAACAGAGGUCUAGUUUCUUGCUCCGCUACUUGCGAUUAUAUUCUAUUGAUUUGGAGUCUCUAGUGUAUAAAUUUGUUGCUAUAAUUCCGAAAGUUUCCCUUAAUUGUCCACUAAACUAGCUAUGUACUUAUGACCUCAUUUGUUGACUUUGAUCGUGUAUGUAUAUAUAUGGGAAACAUUGUCAAAGAUUACAACCUUCGGCAAUUGUUGAA
Benincasa hispida (wax gourd) is the source of this 2517-nucleotide messenger RNA. It is a transcript of the gene FOLT1, whose product is annotated as folate transporter 1. Lineage: Eukaryota; Viridiplantae; Streptophyta; Magnoliopsida; Cucurbitales; Cucurbitaceae. The record is from RefSeq and is a predicted model, not a curated record. Gene Ontology annotation, biological process: transmembrane transport; nucleotide transport.